This is a messenger RNA of Exophiala aquamarina CBS 119918, 1548 nucleotides long. RefSeq lists its product as uncharacterized. The transcript has a single exon. The record is from RefSeq and is a predicted model, not a curated record. NCBI's taxonomy places the organism in Eukaryota, Fungi, Ascomycota, Eurotiomycetes, Chaetothyriales, Herpotrichiellaceae. The coding region runs from base 1 to 1548 and encodes 515 amino acids. Gene Ontology annotation, cellular component: nucleoplasm. Gene Ontology annotation, molecular function: histone binding. Gene Ontology annotation, biological process: DNA replication-dependent chromatin assembly; CENP-A containing chromatin assembly.
AUGUCUACCGACAACAAGACCAAACAGGCCGAACAGCUUGCAGCAACCUCGGAACCUCCAGCCGAGAUGUCUACUCGAGAUCGAUUAGCAGACCUGAUAGCCAAAGCAACUGCCAAAUAUGCCGUCAAGCACUACUCGGAAGCCGCUGAACUCUUCUCACAAGCUGCCGAACUUCAAACCGAACUUAACGGAGAAAUGGCACCAGAGAAUGCAGACCUACUCUAUUCCUACGGAAAGUGCUUAUAUUUCCUCGCGCAACAGACAAGCUCGGUACUAGGUGGCACCGCAGCGUCGGCUCAACUAUCAUCAGGCAAGGAAAAGAAGGCAGCGAAAAAGCGAAGUGCAAACGGGGCAACGCACAUUGAAUCAUCUACAAUUGGUCAAAGCUCCAAAACUGGUGUUUACCAACCUGCAGACACAUUGCCAAACGUCGGCGACGUGGUACCGGAGUUGGAUGUGAAGGCCGGUGAUAAUACAGAAGAACCAUCCGACAAACCAUACUUCCAAAUCUCUGGUGACGAUGCUGGCUGGGAUGAAUCAGAUGAUAGUGAUGCAGACAAGGAUCCAGGGGCCGAGGAGGAAGAGGAGGACGACGACGACUUUGCUACAGCCUACGAACUCCUUGACCUUGCGCGUGUUCUCUACUUGAAGAAAUUGGACCAGGCCGAGGAGUCGGCAUUGGAGGAGUCCGACAAGGGCAAAUACGUUGCCUCCAUCGAUCUGACACCUGAAGUCAAGGAACUCAAAGGCCGAGUCGCUGAUAUCUAUGACCUACAAGCUGAGGUUAGCCUGGAAGGGGAGAAAUACGCUGCCGCUGUUGUUGAUCUGAAAGCGUGUCUGGCACUGAGAGAGGAACUUGAACCGCCGGAGUCGAGUAUUCUGGCAGAAUGCCAUUACAAACUAAGCCUUGGACUCGAGUUCAGCUCUCAGUCACAACAACGUGACCAAGAUGGAAAUCCCGUUGGCGAGAUAUCUAUUGACUGGGACAUUCGAAAUGAAGCUGUGGCACAGCAAGAAAAAGCGAUCGAUUGCUGCAAGCUGCGAGUAUCGAAGGAAAUAAAAGCAUUGGAGACUCUAGAACCAGGCCCACAAAAGGACAAGGCGAUGGCUCAAGUUGAAGACGUACAAGAGAUGAUUGGUGAAAUGGACGUUCGAUUGGCUGAACUUCGGAAGCCACCAGUCAAUGUUAAGGCUGAGACGGAGGAACAAAUGUUCAAAGAGCAGAUCUCCGGUGUCUUGGGUAGUAUCCUUGGCAGUGGCGCAACGGAAGAGCAAAAGAAAGAGAAAUUGGCUCAAGUUUCAGAAAAGGCGAAUGACUUGAGCGGACUGGUGAAGCGAAAGAAGCCCAAGGCUACACAAGCCAGUGGUGGAGACAGCGGGUUUGGAUCUUCAGCAUCGACGCCGGCAGCAGCACCUGUUCUGGCAGAAGGUUCUAGCCGCACUGCGACGAAACCCAGCAAACGGAAGGUUAACUUUGUGGAUGAGGUCGAGGAUCUUGAGACAGGGAAAAAGGCCAAGGUAGAAGAUGCAGAGGACUCGGGAUUAUGA